Messenger RNA from Cladophialophora psammophila CBS 110553, 2025 nucleotides. RefSeq lists its product as uncharacterized. The transcript has a single exon. Bases 1 to 2025 code for a protein of 674 amino acids. The record is from RefSeq and is a predicted model, not a curated record. Lineage: Eukaryota; Fungi; Ascomycota; Eurotiomycetes; Chaetothyriales; Herpotrichiellaceae.
AUGGCUGAUCACACCAGCACGACGUCAUGGGCUCCUUGGAAGGUUCUCCUUGGUUGGACUCCUUUCCACAUCGACGCCCUUGGUCUUGUAACGCUCUUGGGAGCUGAAGAGGUCAAUGCUGCCGUAGGGCGACUCGUGAGCAGUGCCUAUCUCGAAUAUUUACCUCUGCUGGGUGCAUACGUCGUUGCUGGAAACCGAUUUACUGAGAAGGCAGCUGGCUUCAAUCUCUACAACAUAUCGCAAGGCAUCCAUACAACAGACCUCGCCGCCUGGUUGACAAGAUGGAUGCUCUCCCAGGAAUUCGAAACCACUCGCAACUUCGUGGUUUGGACGGUGACGCCACCAAAAUCCCGGAAGAACGAAAUAUCUUUUUCCCUGGUGAUAAGCUUCGUUCUGAAUGGCUUCCUCGUCGCCGGCACUCUUCUUUCCAAGGACUGGUAUGGCUUUGCUAAUGCAAUGGCUAUGGUUGUCUCCAUCAUCGUUCGUGCCUAUGUUAUCGGUCAACAACGUAUCGGUUUCGAUGCCAUGGUAGACAAGGCUGUCGGGACAUCAGGGCCUCCCACAGGGAACAAUUACGAAGCGCGACGGUAUGAGUAUGAGUUAUGGAAGCAAAAACAGAAUGAUGAGAAGAAGCCCAUUUUAAAGAACAGAACAGUGCAGUCAGCGCCUGAGGAAACCCAAUCCAUUGGAAGCAAUUCUUCGAACCCCUCAAACGGACAGACGAAAGCAAUCCAGAAUGUACAGCCCACAGUGCGUCCAACCCGUCCAGAUCCCAGGGACUAUGACAAAAAGAACGAGGUCUGGACCGGAAAACCCACGAAGGUUCUCAUCAUCCAAUCUGAUUCGAAAGCGGUUACCUUUUGGAUGCCCAAUGAGCUGCUGGUUGCGCCAUCAGUCUUUAUUGAAGGGCCUGUGAUCUUGAAUCCAAAGACGUAUUUCAUCAUGAGAUCCAUUGGAUGGCUGGCAUUUGCUGUGCACAUUGUCGCCAUCGGUAUGGCGGACUUGGCAAGUCAGAUGUACACGGUCGCACUAAUGGUGCUGCCAACCAUUCUACUGAUAUCAAAGGUCGGAUGUGACGACUCCGAGUGGUUUUCGAACUUCGAAAGUUGGAUCGGAAGGAAGCUCUACAGCGAGGGCCACGAUCGCAAGGCUGACAAACAACAAGACGCCGAGAAAAGCGUGAAGCCCACUGAAUUCAGAAAAUUGCGGCAGUGCUGGAUAGGGUCCCGGCUCAGGGCAGAGAUCUACGAGUGGCCUGAAUCGUAUGAGUUUCGGGAGGAAGGAGAAGGCAAGGACAAGAGGUGGGUCAGCGGAGGACGAAAAGAGGGCACAGAACGCUCCAAGAAACGGCAAGAUCUAUACGCCUGGCUCGCGCUCACCACGGACGAAGAAGAGAGCAUGGACAAAUGGGAUCUUUUCCCGCACAUCCGCCAGGGCAAUACCUCAUGGUGGCAAACCUACAAACUCAAGAAGGCAACGCUGAAAGGCGAUAAGCGCGACGGCAUGGGACCGCAGCAACCCGUCGAUAAUGCACUCCAGCUGCAGCCGCAACCGCAGCUGCCACCGAGCCAGCCGGCCGCCACCACCACCCAGAGUCAUCCAGAUCAGCGACCAAAACCGUUCCAAAUGCCCGGCAGGACGGCGACUGUCCACUUCCUCGGCGGGAGCGCUCUGCCGCAGACAAGCAGGCACACGAUGCCGGAGCCUCGCCAAAGCAGCUCAGUCACGGUCGGCAGUUCCGCGUUCCCUGCCAUCAGCGACCACGAUCAGAUCAAGAUCACCGACGGUGACGACGGCGCGCAGACCGGCGACGCCCAAACGCAGACUCAAGGGAGCACCACUGCAGAACCCGGCAACAGAGGUGCAAUGACUGGACUUCCUCCAGUCGCCACUACCCAUUUAGACAGCGCACCAGCGCCGGGUCCCGACAAUGCAGCGUCUUCCUCCCCCGACAUCUAUCCUUCUGGAGUUCUGACUCAGUCGCCCACCACCACCGACAACACCCACGACGACAAACAUAACUAG